This is a messenger RNA of Fusarium subglutinans, 1104 nucleotides long. RefSeq lists its product as uncharacterized. Bases 1 to 1104 code for a protein of 367 amino acids. The transcript is spliced from 2 exons. Lineage: Eukaryota; Fungi; Ascomycota; Sordariomycetes; Hypocreales; Nectriaceae. The record is from RefSeq and is a predicted model, not a curated record.
AUGUCGACUUCACCAUGCCUUGACGUCCAUUUCACUACCCGUGCUGUCAUCGAGUGGCAGUCUGAUAACGAGUCAGAUGGCACGACACGGAUUCUAGCCAAGCCCGAUCCCAAAGUUAGCUCUAUCACGUUGGCAACUCGAUUCGAUUCGAAAGGUUCUCUCUUCGACAUUCACAUUCCUCUCAAGCUCAAAGGCCUUGACAACACAUGCGAUAUUGCACUUCGCGCCUGCGCUUCCUCCAUCAUCUCUCUUGACCUCGUUAAAAACUCGCCCGUCUGUAGCGAGGUUGAGCAAGAGUUCAGGUCCCCAGCUCUUGGCCUUCGUUUCCAGCUGCACCGCCGUCUUGACAUCCUUGUGCCGACUCCUGCUCUCGAGCCAAUACGUCCAGCAGGUCGAGCACGGUCAGGUGUUGUACUUGAUGCCAUUCGCGAGUUUUCUCGGGCAACUGUUUUCACCGUUUACAUCGAGGCGCGCAAUGCAUCUCCGAAGCUCCAGUCAGUUGGCGAUGCAGUCAGCCAGGGUCUUUUCAAGACAACUUGCAACAGCCGCUUUCAACUGGCUAGCAUGUAUGCUGGUCUUGGAGCAAAGAUUGUGCAGCUUGGUGCAGAUGACACGCUUGCGCCGCCGUCUUACGAAGAAACCGAACCCCCACCGCCGCCGCCUCCGAUCGAUCCCAAGCCUGACAGAAAGCGUCCACGACAAGAUACAGUGACCGAACGUGCUGAAGAAAUCGCUUUGAUUUGGGCUGAACUCCAGAUGCUCAAGCAAGCGAAAGACGCAGACGGGAAGCGCAUUGCAUUCUUGGAGAAAGAGAAUCAGGAACUGAGGGAAACUGUAGCCAAGCUCCAAGAACGAUAUGAAGCUUUCGACAAGUCACAGCAAGAUAUACACCAUAGCUUCGGAGCCCUCGAGACAACGGUCGAGAAGAAUACACAAGAAUUCGAGGAGAGCGUUGGCAAUGAACUGGCAGAGCUACGUGAGGACAUAAGUCAAUUGGAUCAUCAACUGUCUUUCAUUCAAGAGGGACAAGUUAGCGAUGAGUCUGUUGCCAAGAUAAAAGACGCUGUGCUGCUUGAUAUCACCUCGCGACUGUCGGGGGAUUGA